AUGAGCGACUCCGAUUCCAAUCCCACUAUCCCAAACUGGCAGAAGGCGCAGUCAGACGAAACCGAUAGUCAAACCACCGAGCCGGUGUCGACGCCGUCCACAAGCACAGCAACAUCAGAGGUCGAUGCGCCGGCAGCCGUAACUACAGCGGAAGAGACAGCACAACCAGAAAUCCCGACGGAUGAUAAGCCCGACGAUCAAGACAAACUCGAAGUUGCGCGACGCUUCCUUGAGAACGAUGCUGUGCGCGACGCGCCUUAUGAGAAAAAGGUUGAGUUCCUUAAGUCAAAAGGAAUCGACGAAGCGGGAAUACAGGCGCUUCUGGGCGAGGACGACUCUACAACACAAGACGAGCCGUCCACCAGUUCAGAAACAACCAGCCCCAAUGCACCAACACCUACCGAAACUCUUCCCCCAUCACCAGCUCCCCAACCAACAACCGACCGCCCUCCAAUUGUAACAUACCCCGAAUUCCUCGCCAAAGCUCCCCGUCCUCCUCCUCUUGUCACGAAGGAGCGACUUUUCAACGCCCUCUAUGCUGUGACCGGUCUCUCUACUCUUGUCUACGGUACAAGUCGCUACGUCAUCCGGCCCAUGGUUGACUGCCAGGCCGAAGCCCGUACAGAGUUCCACGACCUGACCUCCAAGAAGCUCGACGCACUGGUUGCAAAGCUCGAAAAGACUGUCUCCGAAGUCCCACCAAAGAAGUCUGCUGCCAUAGUUGAGGAUGAGAGUGAUGUGGAAGACCCUACAGAGAUGUUUCAUCGAGACAUGGGCACCCAGACCACAUUCCCCAUAAGCUCCGUGACAGCUCUUAAAGGCUCUUCCGGUCACGACUCGGCUGCCAAGCAUAACACAAACCAGCUCGCUAGUCUCAACAAGACUCUUUCUGGGCUCAAAGAUGAAUAUCGUUCUCAAAGUGAGGGAAUGGAUAAGAUCAAGAGUGCUGUUGAUGUGUUGCGGGAUGAUCUUGACACCUUGACCUACACUGCCUACCCUGAGCAGAGCAAUGGUUAUGACCUGUACGGCCGCUCGCGCAAGCCUGAGCCUGACGAUGAGAUUCGCAAGGUGAGGGAUAGCAUUCGACGUGUCAAGGGUGUCUUGCUCAGCACGAGAAACUUCCCGACUUCAGCACGAUGA
This is a messenger RNA of Fusarium venenatum, 1140 nucleotides long. RefSeq names its product peroxisomal membrane anchor protein conserved region-domain-containing protein. The record is from RefSeq and is a predicted model, not a curated record. Gene Ontology annotation, cellular component: peroxisomal membrane; peroxisomal importomer complex. Gene Ontology annotation, molecular function: signaling receptor binding. Gene Ontology annotation, biological process: protein import into peroxisome matrix, docking. Lineage: Eukaryota; Fungi; Ascomycota; Sordariomycetes; Hypocreales; Nectriaceae.